This is a messenger RNA of Planococcus citri (citrus mealybug), 4324 nucleotides long. RefSeq lists its product as uncharacterized. Gene Ontology annotation, biological process: chloroplast rRNA processing; regulation of mitochondrial mRNA stability; mitochondrial RNA processing. The record is from RefSeq and is a predicted model, not a curated record. Gene Ontology annotation, molecular function: RNA binding. Lineage: Eukaryota; Metazoa; Arthropoda; Insecta; Hemiptera; Pseudococcidae. The coding region runs from base 723 to 4058 and encodes 1111 amino acids. The transcript is spliced from 4 exons. Gene Ontology annotation, cellular component: mitochondrial matrix; ribonucleoprotein granule.
AAUUGAUGGUAAAAUAAUGAUAACAUUUGACAAUUUUGAAUAAUUUUGAAUGAAUAAUUUCAUUUUUUGAGUCGAAGCGAAGCUAAGUUUAUAAUUAAAUCGUACAGUGCGUGCUUUUAAACUAAAGUCCAAUUUUUUGAUUUGACUAGAACUGUCUCAGUCCUCGUACCUCGCCGGCUCGUGCUCGUAGAGAUUCCACAUUCCAGCUCGUAAAACGAUUCGGAUGUAAAUUCGUACAAUUUCCUUCGUCAAAGGUUGUAAUAAAUCCUAUUGCAGAGGUAAUAAUUUCCAGCAAAUAAUUCCUGUUAAAAACUGUAAUGCAGCUUUGAAGUGAAACUUUCGAACCUUGGUUGGAUUCAAAUUAUCUUACAUUUUACCCGACGAGUAGAAGGAAUAUGGUGUAAAACGCAGAAGUUGAAAUUCUAUGGGUUUCCUGAAUGAUAAUUUCUUUCGUUGGAUUCCGUUACGAUUUCGUAUUUUAUGUUUUCGAGAACAGCUUUAAACAGUUCGAUGAAGAUGCUAUGUCGGAUGUAAAUGGCUCGUUAAAGAAUCCUUUAGGUUGAGUUGUUCAUAGCCAUCUAACAAACAAAUCUUCGAGGAAGGAAAGCAAAGCAAAAAGCUCAACGAUUUUGUCGAACCAGUAGUCACCAUCUGCAGCUAAACUGUUUGAACGCUUGCCGAGGUUCGUUGGUCAAAAAGUGUUACAACGUUCAACUGUGAAAAUGUUUUCUAUCUGCAAAGGUCAGACACAUCUGUCGAAGCAGUUAUAUUAUUUCCAUAAAGGUACCACCUUGAAGAUAUUUCCCAGUCUUCAAGGUCGUAAUUACUUCUCAGAAAAAUCAUGUCACAUGCAAGAAAGUGGAACAACUGUGCUUUCUAACUUACAAGAUCAUGUUGAUUCUUCAAAGUUGGUUCAUUAUACUCUCAAUUUUAAUGUGAAAAAGGCAUUCCUUAGCUUGUCAAAUAACGCUAAUUUUUCCAAGGAAUUACGGUACAUGCACACGGAAACUAACAAACAGAGAAUUGCAUACUUCGAAAGACAUGCUGAUUUCUCUAAGCAGUUAAAUUCCGCCAUUAAAAAUGAAAGUUCGAAGGAGGAAAUUGGAAAUUUGGUGGAAGAAUGGCUCUUACGUUUCGAUUCUCUUGGCAGAAUUGAGGCUAGUGCAAUUUCCGGAACGUUCAAUAGUUUAUUACAAUUAAAUAUUUUCCAUAGUGAAUGGAAUACUGAAAAUCGAGAAAAUUUCAAAAAGUUGAUCAUCAAAUUGGCUGAGAAAGCAAAUCAAUCAUUGGAUCCAUAUAGCCGAGCUCAUUCUAAAUUUAACUCUUGGCAGGUUGCUAAUAGUUUCAAAGCGUUAUCCAAAUGGAAUGUAUUGAAUAGCGAUGUAUGGGAAGGUUGUGUUCAAAUUAGUAACCAAAAAAUAGCCAAGGUUGACUUAUUCAAAUCUUUAAUUGAUGCUUUGUUACGUCAAGGAACUUGGAUACUGGAGAAAGGAACAGCUGAUCAAUUUGAUUCUCAAAGUAUCGGUCAUUGUCUGAGUGCUUUAUCGAAUUGGAAUAUUAACGAGUUGAAAGGAUCGAAGAAAUUCAUCAGUUGUUCAAUAAAACGAGGCAUCAAAAUUAUUGAUCAGUUCAAUUCUUCCUCCGUUUCAAACAGCUUGAUUGCUUUAUCCAGGUGGAAUAUAAGCGAUUUCGAAGGUGCCGGAGAAUUCAUCCACCUGCUAUUUGAACGAGGAAAUUCGACCGAGGAGAGAUUCACUCCUCCAAAUAUCGCCAAAACCUUGAACGCAAUGUCCAAGUGGGACGUCGAAGAAUUUCGAGAAGCCAAGGAGUUCGUAAUUUACUUAAUGGAACAAGGAACUUUGGUGGCCAAUAAAUUCAAUUCCAUGGAGAUCGCGCUAAGUUUGAACGCUCUGUCCAAGUGGUACGUCGGCGAGAUGCAAGAAGCUAGAGGUUUUAUUGUUUCGUUAAUCAAAAAUGGAAACUCCAUCAUCGAUACAUUUACUUGCCAAAAUAUCGCCAAUAGUUUGAAUGCGUUUUGCAAAUGGAAUAUUGAUGAAUUACACGGUUCCAAAGAGUUCAUCGUUCGGUUAAUACAAAGAGGAAGCGCAACAGCCAGUGGUUUCGAUCCUCAAGGGAUCGCCAAUAGUUUGAACGCAAUGUCCAAAUGGAACGUCGAAGAACUGAGAGGGUCCAAACAGUUCAUAGUUUACUUAAUGAAAAAUGGAACUUUGGUGGCCAAUAAAUUCAAUUCUAUAGAGAUCGCACUAACUUUGAAUGCUCUGUGCAAGUGGAACGUCGACGAGAUGCAAGAAGCUAGAGAUUUUAUUAUUUCAUUAAUCAAAAAAGGAAAUUCUAUCAUCGAUACAUUUACUUGCCAAAAUAUCGCCAAUAGUUUGAACGCGUUUAGCAAAUGGAAUAUCGAUGAACUGCAUGGUUCCAAAGUUUUCAUCAUUCGGUUAAUGAAACGAGGAGGCUCUACAGCCGGUGGUUUCGAUCCUCAAGCGAUUGCCAUCAGUUUGAACGCGGUGUCCAAAUGGAAUACUCACGACUUAGAAGGAAGUAAACAUUUCAUCGUUCAAUUGGUCAGAUGUGGAAUUCUAACAGCUGAUUCAUUCGACUCGUUGAAUGUUUCUAGCUCCUUAAACGGUCUUUGUAAAUGGGAUAUCGACGAAGUAGAAAAAUCCAAGGAAUUCAUUACUCGAUUAAUAAAACGCGGUCGUUUGCUAAUCAAUAGAUUUAACUCACAGUGUAUUGCCAACAGCUUGAACGCUCUCAGUAAAUGGAAUGUCGACGAAUUCGAAGGAGCCAACGAGUUUAUCAUCGAACUGCUGAGGCAAGGAAAUUCUUCAGUUGACGAUUUUGAUGCUCAAGGGAUUGCAAAUAUCUUGAAUGCUGUGUCGAAAUGGAAGAUCAACAAGCUUGAAGGAGCUACAGAAUUAAUCAUUCAAUUAUUUAAACGUGGGAGUUCAACGAUCACCAGAUUUGAUUGCCAGAAUGUUAGUAACUGCUUAAAUGCUCUUUCUAAGUGGAAGGCCGAUGAAUUGGAAGGAGCUAAGGGAUUUAUUUCCGAACUGGUCAAACAAGGGAAUUCAAUUUCUAGUAAAUUCGAUUCUCAAAACGUCGUUAAUAGCUUGAAUGCCUUAUCCAAGUGGGAUAUUGAUGGAAUACGAGAAGCUCAAGAUUUUAUCAUCAAUUUAGUUACUCACGGAAGUGCUAUCAUAAGUGAAUUUGAUCCUAUAGAAAUUUCCAGUGGUUUGAACUCUGUGUGUAAAUUUAAAAUUUUUGAUGGCGAAAAAUGGAACGAUAAUCAGUUGAAAAACUUGAAACAUUUCAUUAUCAAACUCGCUGAAAAAGGCACCGACAUAUGCAGUGAGUUUGAAUCUAGAAGCGUCGCCGAAAUAUUCUAUUCUUUAUCAAUACUGAAAAUUCUGAGCAAAGAAAAAUGGACACCAGAUGAACAGUACCGGUUGAAGAAUUUCCUGGUCAGUCUUUUGAGUCUUGAUGCUUCGUGUAAAAAUUACACUCUCCCGGAGAUUUCAGUAAUAUUUAGAGCGAUAUUUGAUUGGGACAUUCUUCAAAAUCACGAAUUCGACUCGAAACAGAUUGAUAAGUUCAAAUGUUUCGUCAAUAAUCUGGGAAAUCGACUUCUCACCCUUGGAAAUGAACAGAAUUCAGUUCUACCUGACGUUAAUAUCGAAUUUGCCGUUCAAAUUAUCAAAGUUUUGCCGGAGCUGAAGUCUAAAAAUCUUAUUCUGUUUGAUAAUCGGUUACUGGCUUCGUUGAUGUGUUGCGUGAGUAGUAAUUUGGAGAAAUGCGGAUCCCAUUUAAAGAAAGAUUUGAUUCUAAACAAUAUUUUGACUGGGUUGCAUGAUCUUAUAAAAAUUGUCAGCGAAUUGGAAGAUAGACAUGGUUUGGAAGGAGCAUUUGAUGAGAGUUUGUCUAAAAUAUACAAUGAGGCGGUUGAUAUUGAUUUGAAUCAAAUUGAUGAAAUAAUAGCAUUAAUUUAUGAAUUUGAUAAUUUACGUUUAAUUCGAGAUAUGCAGUUUUUGUCUGGGUGAAUUAUCGUUUUUAAACUGUUAUAAUUUAGGUUUGAAAAUUUCUUUAAUAUGUAGAACGUGGUAUUUUUUAGUAAUUGCUAUUUAAAAUUGAAAGAUCAAAAACAUCUGAAAUUUAAUGUACAAAAGUAAGAUUUUUUUUCCGCUGCGCUGUGCAAAUUAUUUUAGAUUACCUGUGUUUUAUUUUCAAUUUUUCAUUGUGUGUUUGUAAGUUCAUCUACAUACUCGUAUGUAGGUAAAUUUCAAUAAAGUGAUUGAGAUUGGAACAA